Messenger RNA from Candidula unifasciata, 578 nucleotides. The record is from the annotation of a GenBank genome assembly. NCBI's taxonomy places the organism in Eukaryota, Metazoa, Mollusca, Gastropoda, Stylommatophora, Geomitridae.
AAAUGAAACAAGCCUUUGAUCUGUUUGACAAAAACAACGACGGGAAAAUCUCCUGCGACGAACUCGGAGGCGUGCUGCAUACACUCGGGCACGACUAUUCUCAAGAUGAAGUGGAGGACAUGAUUAAACAUGCAGACAUCAAUGAGAAUGGAUUUGUGGAGUAUGAUGAGUUCCUCACCCUCAUGAAGAAAUGGUCCACAAAGGGAGCUGAGCCUGUAGCAGAGGCUUCCACUGAUGAAGAGGACAAAACUAAAGAAACCUUCAAGGUAUUUGACAUGGAUGGCAAUGGAUACAUAGACCAACAUGAGCUCAAGUACAUCAUGAAGAGGCUGGGAGAGAACCUAGAAGAGGAAGAUGUCAAAGAAAUGUUCCAACUUGCUGACUUGAAUGGUGAUGGUUUAAUAGAUUAUGAAGAAUUCCAGAAACUUCUGGGUGGCCUUGAAGGUGGUCUCAGAAAGGCUGGUGGCAAGCAAGCGCCAUCUUCAUCAUCUGCAACAUCAUCAUCUUCCUCGACAACAUCCAGUAAACAGACACCAAAAUCUUCUAAAUCUUCUUCCAAAGAGGGCAAGAAGAAAUAA